AGUAAAGCAUUAAAUGAACAAGCUUAUGAAAUUGAAGUAGCAUUUAAGUGGCAUUACUUUGGUGUUAUUCUUCGUAAGAAAGCAAAAAAGAAUAAUGGAAUAUUGGAACUAUCUUCUUGUGUAGAGAUUGGUAGCUUGUUAGAUAUGCCAGAAAAAGAAGUUACGAGUGCUCUGAACUUUUUUCAUACAUUAAAAAUGCUGUUUUAUUAUCAUGAUUCACCAGCAAAAGAUAUUGUAUCUGUUAAGCUGGAUGCUGUCAUUAACAUAAUUAAAAAAUUGAUGAUUAAAGUUUGUAAGCCUCUUGAUGAAUUGAAGGAUGGUUCUGACAAAAUGGCACAGUUAGCAACAAAAGGUUAUUUAUCUAUUAAAGUUAUAGAACAGAAUACAGAUGAUUCACUUAAGGGUAGAGAAAACAUUCUUUUGGGUUUAUUUAAGUAUCUUAAAAUUGCUGCUUUGAUACCAACAGAUGAAAAUGAUCAAACAGAUAAAAAAGAUGUAGUUUUUUUGAUGCCUGCUCUGCUUCCUGUCAAAAAUGUUUCUGAUUCUUCCACAUUGUCUAAAACACCUCUUCUUUAUUAUUUUAAAGAACCAGUGCCAAUGGGUCUGUUUUGUGCUGUCAUUGUUCAGCUCCUCUCUUAUCCUGGUGAUGAAAAAUGGGGUAUCAUUACAAAAGAACACAAUUUCUCAAAUUAUUUUAAUAUACAGAAGAAAAUUAUUAAUAAAAACAGAAUGUGCAAAGUAUUACUGGUGGAGCAGCUUUACUGCAUUGCAAUCUAUUGUGAAAAACUCCACGAGAGACAAAGUAUAAAUAAUUGUAUAGAGACAGCCAUUAAUGAAGUCAUGAAAGACAAAUUUAUUGACUAUGAAAAACCAAUUACAGCUUUUUACUGUCCCUGCAAAGAUAAAAAACAACAUGUAGCUACUGUUGACAGGAAUGUGUUUAUCAUGUGUAGUAGAACAGGUGAAGGGCAGGAUUUAUCACACUCUCAUUGUGAUGAGUAUUGGUCCUGGUUUAUGACUAAUGAUGAGCUUGUUGAAGUUAAGCGCAAAAUGCAUCAAGAUAACCCAAGUAGUACCCUUGAAGACAAGGAGCUUGAUAUGUCAUCAGUUACAAGGAUAUUUAUUUCCUCUGCUCACCAUUACAUGCUAAUAGGAGCUGGAUUGAAUGUAUCUGUGUCUGAUCUGAAGCAAAUACCAGACACAGCAACUGGUAAUCUUAUUAUUGUAUUUCAGAGAUGGUUCGAAACUGAUAAAAAUGUCAAUUGGGAUACAAUACAACAACUUUGUGAUGACUAUCCUAAUCAACUGGGCAAAGCAAAAACUAAACUUCUGAAAUAUAUGCGUCAAUCUAUACCUGAUAGUGCCAGUUCAGAUACUCACUAGUUGCCAAACUGAA
Amphimedon queenslandica is the source of this 1396-nucleotide messenger RNA. RefSeq lists its product as uncharacterized. Bases 145 to 1383 code for a protein of 412 amino acids. The record is from RefSeq and is a predicted model, not a curated record. The transcript is spliced from 3 exons. NCBI's taxonomy places the organism in Eukaryota, Metazoa, Porifera, Demospongiae, Haplosclerida, Niphatidae.